Closterium sp. Naga37s-1 is the source of this 2103-nucleotide messenger RNA. Lineage: Eukaryota; Viridiplantae; Streptophyta; Zygnematophyceae; Desmidiales; Closteriaceae. The record is from the annotation of a GenBank genome assembly.
AUGCAGAAAGGCGUCAAUUUGACUGUGACUUUCGGGGAUUCGCGCGCGACGGUGCGUGCGGAGGCAGUGCGAGCGGAGGGGGUGCGCGCGGAGACGGUGCGCGCGGAGACGGUGCGCGUGGGGACGGUGCGCGAGAGCGGGAGUGAGGAGGAGGAGAUCCUGUUGCGGAAGGCGAUCGACGCAAAAGUCCCUUCGUUUCCCUCACCUCCCCGUCUCCCCUGCAGCGUUUGCGACGCGCCGGCGUGCCCCUGGGCAUGGCACAAGGCGUGCUUAGAGCCCCCCCUCGCCGCCCUCCCCCAAGGCCCCUGGUACUGCGCGGACUGCCUUGGCCGCAUCCGCGACUCCCUCCGCGCCCCCCGCGCGAAGACGGCGUUGGCUCCGGGCCAUGUGGUCUUGGAGUCGGUGUGGGACGAGAGGGAGAAGAGGAAACGGGGCGCGGGGGGGGUUCGGGUGGGCGGCGCCGCGAUGGCAGAGGGGCCUGUUUUUGAGUUGACUCAAGAACCCGCCGCGAUGGGCGAGGGGAGUUUGGCCUGGCAGCAUGACCAGGAGAUGCGACGGAUGAGGGCUUUGGCGGGUGAGGGAGAGGCACGGGGGAGGAGGGGGGGAGGUGCAGUGGGAAAGGCAAGGGGGAGAGGAGCCGGGGGGAGAGGAGCCGGGGGGAGAGGAGCCGUUGGGAGAGGAGCCGGGGGGAGAGGAGCUGGGAAGGCAGGCAGCAAGGGGAAAAGGGGAGGGAGGUCGGCGCAGGGCGAGGGGGGCUCGCAAGGCGGGGGGGAGGGGUUGGUAGGGGGAGGAGUCAGGGUGGGGGGAGGGCAUGACGAGGGGCGGGGCAGGGGGAGGGAGUUUUUGGUGAAGUGGCUGAUGCGUCCCCAUGCGGAGAAUUCGUGGGUGGAUGGCGAAUGGCUGGAAUCCCGGUUUCCGGGACACCUGGCGGCCUAUGAGAGGCUGAAGGCGGAGGGAAAGCUGCCCUUGUUCCGCAACGAAUGGAAAGAGCCGGAGCGGCUGUUGGGGCGGUUCAGGGUGGAGGGAUUGUCUCACGAGAACACGGGCGGGAACACGGAGGGGAACACGGGCGGGAACACGGAGGGGAACACGGGCGGGAACACGGGCGGCAGGGGGCGUGGCAGGAGGGGCGGCAGGGGGGGCGGCAGGGGGGGCGGCAGGGGGGGCGGCAGGGGGGGCGGCAGGGGGGGCAGCAGAGGGCGCGGCAGGGGGGACACGGGCGGCAGGGGGAACGACGGAGGGCAGCAGAUGCAGGUCGCGGAAGACUACCAGCAAUGGCUGGUGAAGUGGCGCGGGCUGGGGUACGACCACCUCACAUGGGAGCCCACCACCAUGCCCUUCUUUACCCUCCGCGGAUUGGAGUUGCAGGCGAGGCAUGAGAGGGAGAGGGAGGCGUGUGAGUGGAGAGGCACGGAGGAGGCAAGGUUGCAGGCAAGAGCAAUGCGCGCUGCCCCAUUCGCCGUAACACAGCGUGCCAGUCCCACCGACGUCGGGCAAUGGCAGGGCGGGGGCACGGGCCAGCACGUGGAUACCAUCCCCCUCACGUGGUUCCAGGUGGCGGCCUUUGAUUGGCUGACGGCCCUCUGGCAGUGCAACGGGGGGGCCACACUGCACGGCGCGUUGAAAGCUGUGUGGGAGUCCGGGGGGGGACGCAGGCAGGUCGAUGGGAGGGACAGGCAGAUCGGUUGUGUGAAUUCUCGAAUCCGACAUGGAGUGUGGGAGUGCGAGAGCACAUGUCACGUGCAAUCUGUCAACGUGUGGUCUUCUGGUGGUGGUGCUGCUGGUGGUGCUGCUGGGGGGGGAGCGGAGGCGGAGGGGGGAAAGGGGGAUGGAGGGGAGGAGGAGGGGAAUGGAGGGGUGGACGAUGCGGUGGGAAGGCGUGCAGUGCUAUGCAUGGAUGCUAGCAUGGUGAGGCUGCUCCCAUGUGCUCCUGGCGUUCUGCCGCGCCCUCCUCUCGCGCUUCAAGUGUGUGCGUCCCAUCCUCAUCAUUUCCCCCUCUCCCUGCCGCAUCGCAUCUCUCCCUUCCCCGCCUUCCCCCCCCCCCUCCUCUCCCCCCUCCCCUCUACACCCCCCUCCUCCCGCCUUGAGCAGGGCACACACUAG